Messenger RNA from Eufriesea mexicana, 1367 nucleotides. Its product is annotated as ras-related and estrogen-regulated growth inhibitor. The record is from RefSeq and is a predicted model, not a curated record. Lineage: Eukaryota; Metazoa; Arthropoda; Insecta; Hymenoptera; Apidae. Gene Ontology annotation, molecular function: GTP binding; GTPase activity. Bases 123 to 758 code for a protein of 211 amino acids. The transcript has 5 exons.
GGACCUUAAUACGGUCGAAACGAAACAAACUGCAGGUAGAGUGAAAAGUAACACGAACAGUGUUAAUCGGACAGCAUAUAAUGUGCAAGCGCGGCUCGAGUGACAUCUAACAUCCACGUCUGAUGACAAACGUGAACAGGAUCAGGGUGGUCGUCCUCGGCGGCCCCAGAGUCGGAAAAUCAGCUGUUGUCGUGCGAUACUUGACGAGGCGGUACAUCGGCGAGUACAGCUCGACCAGAGAUUUCCUCUACCGGCACAGCGUUACCAUCGAUAACGUUAAUACCGAGGUCGAGAUACUGGACACUUCCAGGUGCGAGGAAAAUGGCUGUCUCUACUCUCACAUACGAUGGGGCGAGGCUUUCGUGGUCGUUUACAGCGUGACGUGCAAACGAAGUUUUCAGGAAGCCCGCGGAUUGCUGAAGCAACUGGCUGAUUUACGCCUGCCAUCCUACUUCACUGCUCUGUUGCUCGGCAACAAGAGAGAUCUGGAUCAUGCUCGAGAGGUAUGCGUGGACGAGGGCCAGCAACUGUCCCUCGCGCACGGAUGUCAGUUCUACGAGGUGAGCGCGGCGGAGAGUCCCGCAGGGGCGGCGCUAGCGUUCCAGGCGCUGCUCCGCGAGGCAAGGUCGGUGCAGCUCCUCCGAGCGCUGCCUAUCCGCCGGAAACUGGGCGUCCACUCGGUCUCGAGGGUCCUCGGCACCAUCUUCGGCAAGAACACCACGAAGGACCGGAAAAAGAGGCCCUCGCUGAGCAUAUGACGCCUCCUCUGCGCCCUCCUCCUCGGAGGUCGUGACGAACCCGACAGGAGAACCGACGUGGUCGUUCUCACCAGCAACGUCUACGCGAAUCGCUGACGGGAGACACGUCGAACGAUCGUCUGACCAACGUGGACCAGUCCCAGUGACAUUCGUCUUUCUCUUUGACCGUAAACGAACGACGAGCAGGGCCCCGGGUCCUCCGUUACUUUGAACAGUUCCUGGCGUCUUGAAGGACCUUCAAGACGGUCCCAGAGGAACGUUCAGACGUCUGGUGGACGGGUAAAGCGAACACGGACCUACACAUUCACCCGGAACCAGCUUCUCGAGGAUAAAGUGCAGGAGGUGUCCGCCAUUUCGUCGACUGUUAGGGGAUAGAGGGCGCAGGUGGUAGGCAGAGUGUGCAGAUGGCGCGCGUGUCUGCUUGGUCCAGCCGCGUUCCACUGCACGAACUUUCGGGAGUUCGAUCGGGAAACGAGAGAGUCACACAGGCUCGCGUGAGAUCCAUCGACGUUUUUUCCUUUGACGAAGACGUUCCUCGAAGACCCGUGAGAAUCGUGGAUCGAGAGGGGGCCGUGUGAAAGACUGCCGCGACCGUGGAAACGACGAAAC